AUGUCUUCCGACGGUCUUCAAGAUGCUCCCUCCGCUGAGUUCCAGGACGACUCUUACGUUUCUCGCCCUGGUGAGAAGGAACAGCCCAUCCCAGUUCAGUCCGACUCCGAUCGAGUUGAGGAUCCCAUCGACGGAGAGCAGGCCGACACUGACGCUCAGCUUGAGCGCGAUGACAAGGAUGCUAUUGACGAAAGCAACAUCAUUGAAGAACGUACCCGUGGUGCUGCACAGCCCAGCGGUACCUAUCAGGAGCCUGGUGAUGAGGAGGGUCUCCCUUCUGACACUGGUCGAAGCUCCAACUAUUAA
This is a messenger RNA of Fusarium mangiferae, 306 nucleotides long. RefSeq lists its product as uncharacterized. The coding region runs from base 1 to 306 and encodes 101 amino acids. Lineage: Eukaryota; Fungi; Ascomycota; Sordariomycetes; Hypocreales; Nectriaceae. The record is from RefSeq and is a predicted model, not a curated record. The transcript is spliced from 2 exons.